GCAGCGCGCGCCCUGCCGGCCCGCAGCCCUCUCCUCCCCGCACCCCGGCAACGCCGAGCGCCGACGCCCCGCGCCCCGGUCAUGGGGAACGUGCCCUCCGCGGUGAAGCACUGCCUCAGCUACCAGCAGCUUCUCCGGGAGCAUCUCUGGAUCGGGGAUUCAGUGGCAGGGGCGCUCGACCCCGCGCAGGAACCCUCCCGGUUAUCCGGACUCCCUGAGUAUGUUAAAAUAGUUGAAGUUGGACCUAGGGAUGGAUUGCAGAAUGAAAAGGUUAUAGUCCCUACAGAUAUAAAAAUUGAAUUUAUCAAUCAGCUUUCGCAAACCGGCUUGUCUGUAAUAGAAGUGACAAGCUUUGUGUCUUCCAGAUGGAUACCACAGAUGGCUGACCACAUGGAAGUGAUGAAGGGCAUUCGUCAGUAUCCAGGAAUUCGCUAUCCUGUCCUAACUCCGAAUCUCCAGGGUUUUCACCGUGCUGUUGCUGCAGGAGCCACUGAGGUAUCAGUUUUUGGUGCCGCCUCUGAAUCCUUUAGCAAGAAGAAUAUUAACUGUUCUAUCGAAGAAAGUAUGGAGAAGUUUGAGGAGGUCGUUAAGUCUGCAAGGCACAUGAAUAUUCCAGCUCGAGGGUAUGUAUCCUGCGCCUUGGGCUGUCCAUAUGAAGGAAACAUCACACCACAGAAAGUGACAGAAGUAUCUAAGCGAUUGUAUGGCAUGGGAUGUUAUGAGAUCUCUCUGGGAGACACGAUUGGCGUGGGAACUCCUGGAAGCAUGAAGAAAAUAUUGGAAAGUGUCAUGAAAGAAAUCCCACCGCGAGCCCUGGCUGUUCACUGUCAUGACACAUACGGACAGGCCUUAGCAAAUAUUCUUACAGCCCUUCAGAUGGGGAUAAAUGUGGUGGAUUCUGCAGUAUCCGGAUUAGGGGGUUGCCCUUAUGCAAAGGGCGCUUCUGGGAAUGUAGCCACUGAGGAUUUGGUCUACAUGCUUAAUGGCCUGGGGCUCAACACAGGUGUGAAUCUUUACAAAGUGAUGGAAGCUGGCGACUUCAUUUGCAAAGCGGUGAAUAAAACUACAAACUCUAAAGUAGCACAAGCCUCCUUCCAUGCUUGACUUAAAUGCAUUUGUGACUUAAGGCUGAGAAGAUCCAUUUCAGCUACAGAUUCAUCUGAAAAUCAUGACUGUCAACUUGUGCUGAUACGGGAAGUAAUAGACAAGAGUGGGGAAAAAAGGGGGUACUUUCACAAAGCGUAUUAUUGGCUAAAUUACGAAGUCGUGGAGAAGAAAUACCAGCCAUCAAGUAAAUUUCAAGCCGAGGCUAAAUGAAAAAUUUGUAGACGUGCUUUGAACGUGGAGAAAAGUCUACUCUUUUGCUCUUACAGAAAUAACUUUUUAAUUUAGUAGAUGUGAAAAUUGACUUCAGAUUUCCCUAAGUAUCAAGUACUGUGUUAAUACUUAAUCAAGCUGGCUUAGCACAGCCUCCGUAUUGUCAGUAGUUUAUGAGCUCCUGCGUGGUGUGCAGAGUGUGUGGCCUUCAUGUUAUAAGUUAUGCCUCUGGAUCUCGACUUUCCGUUUGCCAAGUCAGUUAAGUUAUGGACCAAGCGCCAAAUCUCCAUCUGACCCUACAUAAUUUUUAGCAAUAGAACUUUUAUAUUUCAAGUAUGCUAACAUCUGUUAACUAUUUCAAUGACUUUAUCUUGUUCCAAGAGGCUGUGGUCAAUGGCAAGAUGCCACAUCCUGGAAACAUAUGACCCCCCAGUUUGUCACAUGCAUCCAGUUUACCAUACUUUCCCUUUCAUCAGUUGUAGUAAAAAAAAAAAAACAAAACAAAAAAACAGUGGGGCGUUGCUCAACAAUUGAGAAAUAAAAGGUAUAACUUUCAUCCCAAUGUCUGAGUUACAGAGUUGAGAAUAAAUUGAUGCAUGUACUGUAAUUCCCUUUUAUGGUUUUCAGAUCACUUCCAAAUUAUCCAAGAAAUGUCACUGUUAUCCUAGUAAUAUUAAGGCAGUUAUUAAUUCAUGGGAAAAAUUGUUUUCCAUUAAUUUAGGGUACUUUGAUUAAAUCACAUC
This is a messenger RNA of Phacochoerus africanus (Common warthog), 2060 nucleotides long. RefSeq names its product 3-hydroxymethyl-3-methylglutaryl-CoA lyase like 1 (gene HMGCLL1). The record is from RefSeq and is a predicted model, not a curated record. Gene Ontology annotation, cellular component: endoplasmic reticulum; cytosol. The coding region runs from base 82 to 1104 and encodes 340 amino acids. Lineage: Eukaryota; Metazoa; Chordata; Mammalia; Artiodactyla; Suidae. Gene Ontology annotation, biological process: L-leucine catabolic process; ketone body biosynthetic process. Gene Ontology annotation, molecular function: hydroxymethylglutaryl-CoA lyase activity. The transcript has 9 exons.